AUGGCACCCACCCAUCAUCCUGAAGAAUAUGAUCCGAACAGGUGCGGCCUUGUUAUGCCUGCCAGAUCUGUCCGUCCACCCCUCUACGCAUCCCGCCAUCCCGAAGAAUAUGAUCCGAACAGGUGUGGCCUUGUUAUGCCUGCCAGAUCUGUCCGUCCACCCCUCUAUGCAUCCCGCCAUCCCGAAGAAUAUGAUCCGAACAGGUGCGGCCUUGUUAUGCCUGCCAGAUCUGUCCGUCCGCCCCUCUACGCAUCCCGCCAUCCCGAAGAAUAUGAUCCGAACAGGUGCGGCCUUGUUAUGCCUGCCAGAUCUGUCCGUCCGCCCCUCUACGCAUCCCGCCAUCCCGAAGAAUAUGAUCCGAACAGGUGCGGCCUUGUUAUGCCCGCCAGAUCUGCCUCCAAUCAAACGUACAUAUUCUUCACCCAUCCGCUCUUCCUCAUUCAUGCCAACGUCGUCUGCCAUUCGCAUGCAACUCUCGCUCGUUCAGGCUCUGGAAAACGGAUACCUUUGCCACCACAACGUUCUCGCCACCGUCGACCACUCAUGACAGCGCCCCGGCUUCUCGGUUUAUCAACAACGAUGAAUGGUGUGCCCCUCCUGAAUCAUCGACUCGGACUUCUCGCGAAACUGCUCGUCGUCAGGUUGAUAUGUCAAGGCCGCCUCCUAGCGCCCCAACCCCAAAGCCCGCCCCAUCUCGAUGGUGCCCAUGACAGAUAUCGUUCAACCAAGAUCCCUGCUGAUUCACGCCGGCAAACUGAGCGUGUAGUUUCACCUCAGCCCGAAGAUUACACCACGCCAUGGAUUCGGGCGAGCAGCGCUCGAUUCCAGCGGCCCAGAAAGCCUCUCAACCUCCUCCACAACCCCACCCUCACCCCAACCACCUCAUCCACCACAUCCAGUGGCACGUCUAGCCGAUCUGCCUCAACCAGCUGCCGUCGCCCUUGUCCGCGUCUACGAUAG
This is a messenger RNA of Suillus clintonianus, 960 nucleotides long. RefSeq lists its product as uncharacterized. Lineage: Eukaryota; Fungi; Basidiomycota; Agaricomycetes; Boletales; Suillaceae. The transcript is spliced from 4 exons. The record is from RefSeq and is a predicted model, not a curated record. The coding region runs from base 1 to 960 and encodes 319 amino acids.